AUGUCUGUCGACCAACUUACUGCAGUGGUCAAGGAAAAAAUUGAACUCCUUGCCAAUUCCGAUGAAAGCUCAAUUAAACGCGGCGAAAUGUUUUAUGCCGAAAACAAUGUUCAGCUCAAGGGAGAAAUUGACGCUCUCAAGGAGAAAUUAACUAAUCUAGAAAUCAUAGCUGGAUUCUCUAUAGGUCUUCAAUUCUUUCCUCCUACUCUUGGUGCUCCCGUUGAAAAUGCUACAGGCACUGUUUCGGACCCUUCGGUUCACCCAUCUCACGAGCCGGAGUCUUCUCGUAGCUCAAAUAAAGAACAUUCAACUUCCGUCACUAAACCAACACCUCGACCCAAAGUUGAAAAGAAAGAUACAGAUUUGCCCGUCAAUGUCAGUCGUCUCGAUAUGCGAGUGGGCAAAAUCGUGGAGGUGGAAAAACAUCCUGAUGCAGAUUCACUCUUUGUGGAGAAGGUGGACCUGGGUGAAGGCAACCUUCGCACCGUGGUCAGCGGUCUCGUGCAACACGUGCCCAUGGAGAAGAUGCAGGGGUUGGUGGGCAUCUUUAUGUGCAAUCUUAAACCCGUCAAGAUGCGCGGCAUUGAGUCUUGCGGCAUGCUGAUGUGCGCUACUGAUGCAAAUAACAAGGUGGAACCUCUGGUUAUUGACAGCCCGACGGAAGUAGCUUUGGGUGACAGAGUCUACGUGCAGGGCUAUCCUGGCGAACCGGAUGCUCAACUAAAUCCUAAAAAGAAGGUGUGGGAGCAGGUGAAGCCCGAUAUGCGUGUGGACGGCGCCCACUUAGCCACCUACAAGGGUGAACCAUGGAAGCUGAAGAACAGCCCCAAUGCCGUCAUCAAGGCUCCCACCGUGGUGGACGCGCAGAUCUCCUAG
Hydatigera taeniaeformis is the source of this 876-nucleotide messenger RNA. The record is from the annotation of a GenBank genome assembly. Lineage: Eukaryota; Metazoa; Platyhelminthes; Cestoda; Cyclophyllidea; Taeniidae.